UACCUAUCAAUUAGUGUUGAUGUAUUCAGAAUUAGCCACUUUCUUAUAGUUUCUGAUUUAUAUCUGUGCUGUGAUAACAACUUGAAAUCUAAAUAUCUGAUUUAACAAAAAUAAAAUAACAAUUUCAUUAUAUGGCGUCGUUAUAUAUUAAAAACCAAAUCCAAAUCAAAUACAACAAUUAAGUCGCAUUUGUUUACAAUAUGGAAGAACGUCUGGAAAUUAUCACUAAUUUGAAGCAGAUAUUCGAAUGUUUCCUUGAUGAGAAUUUCAUCACAAAUCAUUAUAUUUGUCUUGAUAAGCUCGUAAGCCACUUGGCUGCAAAAGAUAACGCUUACAUACUACAAGCGCCUUUUGCUUUGGAUUGGGUUGACCGCUGCAUAAACAUUCUGUGCGAGGACAUCAGCAAAUUGAAUCCCAAAGUUAUUUCGUUUGUUUUCAACGUUUUUGGUUUACUUAUAAACAACGAAUGGACCGUAAUCGAAAUAAGAGAGCGCCGUUUGGUGGACAAGGUACUAGAGAUCGUAAAACGUGAAUCGCAUCGUUUCAAUCCGUCCAUUAAAUUAGGGGUCAUACGGCUUUUGCAUGCUGUGUCUAAAUACAGCAUUGGUUUGGCCUAUUUGCGUACUAUGAGUGUGUGGCAGUUCCUUAUAGAAUAUUGUAAUCAAGCUCACACACUAUAUGUGGUACGUGAAGCACGCCACUUACUAUAUGAGAUGCUUUAUAAAUUCGAUGUGAAAACGAAAGAUGCGAAAGUGGUAAAAGAAAUACUUAGUGAAGUAUUUCAGCCUAUUAUGGAAAAUGUUUAUGACAGCCAUAACGAGAGCAUUGUUAUCAAUGUUGAUGAUUAUGAAUUGCAGCAUAAGCUCUCUUCAACAUUGGCUUUAAUCUCAUUUAUUCUUCAACAAACGCUCGAAUCGGAAGAAAAGACUAGUAUUGCCCAAAUUUGUAAAACGGAGUAUAAUAUUGAUAUUACAGUUUGGAAACUAACUGAAAUUUCACAUAACGAAAAUUUUAUUCGAAAAAUUUUGGAAACAUUAUCAUCAUUUUACUUUGCUAAAUUAGUGCAUGAUAAGUGGACUGGAGAUCAGAUUCCAGCAGAUAACUUCAAUGAACUCUGUGUUUCGAUUUUCAAUCAAAUGAAGUUUUGUGUCUCCCGAAAUUACUGCGUAACUUUUCUUAAUGUUGCUGAAAUCAAUCAUAAAUUGUGGAAAAAACUUCAACUUCAUAAUCGCGUUCCUAAAGAGGUUUUCAUUGAAAAUGAAUUGGUGCGCUUUGAACACCAGUUGAUAACUUUUCAACUGCUGCCACUACACAUACUUUUACGAUCCCAUGAAUUUCUCGAAGAAGAAAUAUUUGAGAAAUAUAUGACAAAAAUAUUCGAAAUAGUUUGUGAACUAACGCUUCGCAUCAGUUACGCGUACAGAGACCUUCUGUUUAAUAAACCACCAACAACAAAUGCCGAUUUAUCAAUAAAAGCAAUACACGGCGCCAUGUCAAUGGUGGAUAUAUUGGAGCGUGAUCAAGCGGUGCUUGUUUUCCAAGCUUGUAUAUAUGCGCUGAAACAGUUCAUGAUAACACUAUACCCUCAUAAUAUGUUAGACUGCCCAGAUGAUUCCGCUUGCACUCUAAAACAAAUACCAAGUUUUUCAGUUAUUUCCGAGUUUUCAAAUGUCGUACAUGCUAUUUUGGUUGCAAUGCAGACGCUGAUCGAACGAUUCAAAAUUACUUGGAAGGAUUCAAUUGAGACAAUAUGCUUAGUAAAUUGUGUUUUGUAUCUUCUACAAACAGAUGACCUGCCAACGAAGGUGUCUGUGCAAUCGCUUAAAUUGUUAAAACUUUCAAUAGAACACUUUCUUUCUCCAAACAUGGCGUUACUUGUGGAUAACCUGAAAGGUUCCGCAUUGUUGGUGAUGGCACCGGUUAUCAUGAAACGAUCUCAUGACACUGCUUGGGAGGUGCGAGACAGCGUUUUAGAGCUUGUCAUCUCAAUUACCGACAUUUCACGUCUUAAAUAUCCCGCAUUUCAGAAAUUUUUAGCUGAACACUGGAUGUGCCGUAUUGUGUAUGAUAUGGCCAAACACGAUUCAGAGCCUUACGUCCGUGCUUCUGCACUUAAAUGCAUUUCAGAACUUGUAGCAAUUGAUGCUAUAUGGGAAUUGGAUUUAAGCAAACAAAAUUUACCCGAUCAUCUGUUUGAUGUGCUCAACAACGACCCAGAAGGUAUUGUACGCAAAGAGGCAUUGUCUACACUUACUAAAUUAAACAGUUUCCGUAAAAUAACCAGUCGCUAUAAAGAUAGUUUCUACUCAACGCUCGUUAAUUGUGUUGUCAACGAUUUACAUUGGGAAGUAAAAGUGGAAGCUUUAAAAGCAUGGAGAAGUGAAAUACGCAAUUUGUUGUCCGAUGAGGGUAUGAUUGAUGGCAUAUUUCCGCCAGUAACAUUCUCCAAAGAGAAGCGAAAGAUUGUUAAAUUAAAUGAAAAGGAAAUAAAUUUACGAUUUUCCAAAAUACUAAAUGAACUAUCGCAACGUGGUUGCCUUGGUGCAAUACUAAAGUGCCUAAAUGAUGAUUGUGAUGUGGCUGUAAUACGAGAAGCCAAAAGUCUGGUGAAAAAGUUAGUUGAUAAACUAGAUGAAUAUAACUACGAUUGUGCAUCAGAUACUAAAAAGUUAAAUAACCAAAUGACUUCGGAGAACAAUACUGAUAUGAGCACCCGUUCAGUGUUGUCUUUAAACAAUAACGAAUCAAAUAAUAAUGAAACAACACUAAAUAGUUCACUUUCCGAAACAGUAAAGUUAGAAAAUAAUUCAGUGGAAAUUGUAAGCGGAGAUGCCGAAACUUUAGAAUUUCUCGACUCCGAAGAGAUCAUCGAAUCUAUACUUGAUACAAAAGAUAUCAAUUUAUUGGCGGAAGCAUAUGAGCAAAGUAUGCACAUAAAUGGAGGAAGUAAACAAACAACGCCAAGCCAACACCAACCAGAUGACGAGCGAAAACAUAUAGACAAAUUAUUUUACCGGCAAUUCAGUAACGUAAAUGCAAAGGAUUUUCUUGCGCUAGUAAGACGCACGGAUUUCGAGGAAGAAAUUUGUAAACAAGAUGAAUGGUUUUUGUGUAAUGAGAAUUUGGCAUCACUUUUGGAAGACAUUUUGAGUAUGUUUAAGCCGGAGUCAAACGGCGAAAGUAUAUCAGCUGAUUGCUAUUGAGCCAGUGAGCAACAUUGGCCAUUUAUAGUUUUAUUAAAUCGCACGUACAUACAUACAUAAAUAAAUGGAGAUCUAAGAUCAAAAUGAUUUUUAUACAAUGUUUGCUGAAUACAUUUUAAAAUGAAACCAUUUUGGUAUAUACAAAUAAAAAAUUAUAAAAAUCUUAAAA
This is a messenger RNA of Zeugodacus cucurbitae (melon fly), 3372 nucleotides long. RefSeq lists its product as uncharacterized. The coding region runs from base 201 to 3203 and encodes 1000 amino acids. Gene Ontology annotation, biological process: DNA damage response; positive regulation of protein phosphorylation; cell population proliferation. The record is from RefSeq and is a predicted model, not a curated record. Lineage: Eukaryota; Metazoa; Arthropoda; Insecta; Diptera; Tephritidae. The transcript is spliced from 6 exons. Gene Ontology annotation, cellular component: nucleus.